AUGUAACCAAUAUUUGCGCAGUCUUUGAAUAAUAGCCACAACUUAAAAAAGCGGCAAAACACCCCUUCUACUUCUUCUUCAUCUUCUUUGCACAGACAAGAAACCGAGACUGGAUUCACAUACAAGAUUAUUGAAUAUUACUUCUACUGACAGUACAGAUCUGUAUACACACAAUUUUCUUGAAGUUCAAACUGCCACAGUUCUUACUUCAGGGAAUUUACCUAAAGUUGAGACAAUUUUCUUCAAGUUUAGCAAUUUUCCUUCAACUAUAGUAAUAUCAGCAGUUCGUACAAAUGUUGAGAGUUUCUUCAUUGCAUAUUCCACCAACAACUGGAUCGCCUGCUCAUUUCGCUCUCUCUUUCUGGAAAAUCACAUCGCCGUUAACUCCAACUUCUCGUAAAUUAUCAGCAUUUACCCGUUUAGCGUUACUUCACUCGAGAACCCUGUUACCCAAUUCGCGUUACAAUAUCCAGUUUCCCAGCUUUAAAAGGGUGUCAACUAUGUUGGGUCAAGGUCAUACUUGUUCUAAAUUUAUUACAGCCUCAUAUAGUGCUGGAAGUGGUCCUGGAGGCGGUCGAGAGAUAUUAGUACAGCAUUUACUUGUCAAAGAAGAUGACCAGAAGCUUUUACUUGAGCUUCUGAAAAGAACUGCAGAAGGAGAGGAUCUAAGUGAUCUGGCCGUUCAGUAUUCUCUUUGUCCAUCAAAAGAAGAAGGGGGAAUGCUUGGCUGGGUGAGAAAAGGGCAAAUGGUACCAGAAUUCGAAGAAGCUGCAUUUGGUGCACCACUGAAUAAGGUUGUAAAGUGUAAAACUAAGUUUGGAUGGCAUUUAUUGCAAGUUCUAUCUGAGAGGGAGGAAUCUGUACUUGAACACAUCCAACCAAACGAGUUUCAUGUGAAGCUGCAAGAUCCAUCUUUCCUGGAAGAGGCUCAAUUGAUUGAUGUUCGAGAACCAGAGGAAGUGGCCCAGGCUUCUUUACCAGGAUUUCAGGUUCUUCCCCUUCGCCAAUUUGGAAGCUGGGGACCAGAAAUAACAACUAAGUUUGAUCCUCAAAAGGACACAUAUGUCUUGUGUCAUCAUGGCAUGAGAUCACUACAAGUCGCCAAGUGGUUGCAGACACAGGGAUUCAGGAAAGUAUUUAACAUUGCUGGAGGAAUCAACGAAUAUGCUGUCAAAGUUGAUCCAUCGAUCCCAACUUACUGAAGCUGGUUCUCUUCUAGCUCUCAUUACCUUCUGCUCCUGGAUCCUUUACGUCAGAGGUCACGGUCUUUUCCCUUGGUGUUGGAGCUCUUUCUCCUGUCAACUCACCUGGUGACAGAGCUCAGUUGGUCACCACACCAUUUUGUUUUCGAUUGUCCAACAAUUUUCGCUCAAACAGACAGCUUUUCUAGGGAUAAAUGGCAGAUCUUUCUCGAGAAUUCAGAUUGACGUGAAAGUUUUGGCACCUUGAUGCCAGGACACAUUUUUGCACUAUCAAACAUUAAAUCAUGCAAUAUGCAAUGACUUUAUUCUGAACUGCAUAUUUUGUUACAAUUUCUUGUAGCAAGGAUUAUAAACUUUAAGUUCUGCAGUUACAGUCUAAUGAUAAAAUGAACCUCCCUUUACUUGGUUCAAGUUGUACAA
Nicotiana tabacum (common tobacco) is the source of this 1622-nucleotide messenger RNA. Its product is annotated as rhodanese-like/PpiC domain-containing protein 12, chloroplastic. Gene Ontology annotation, molecular function: peptidyl-prolyl cis-trans isomerase activity. NCBI's taxonomy places the organism in Eukaryota, Viridiplantae, Streptophyta, Magnoliopsida, Solanales, Solanaceae. The record is from RefSeq and is a predicted model, not a curated record.